Messenger RNA from Ilyonectria robusta, 905 nucleotides. Its product is annotated as ribosomal protein S8. Gene Ontology annotation, cellular component: ribosome; cytosolic small ribosomal subunit. Gene Ontology annotation, biological process: translation. Bases 355 to 747 code for a protein of 130 amino acids. NCBI's taxonomy places the organism in Eukaryota, Fungi, Ascomycota, Sordariomycetes, Hypocreales, Nectriaceae. Gene Ontology annotation, molecular function: structural constituent of ribosome. The transcript is spliced from 2 exons. The record is from RefSeq and is a predicted model, not a curated record.
GCGCGCCUCUCCUGUUACCUUUCUACCCACUCGAUCACGAACAACUCAAGAGGUAUGUACAAGUGACGCUCGUAGCGAUCCGAAUCCAACAGGAUGAUGCCUUUUACCAUGGCAGGGGAGAGCAAUCCUGAGCGUCUCUGGCCGUGAGGCUCGACGAUUGAUGAUUGACGGCUUCACCGACCGGCGACGUCUCUCGAUACGCUUCUCCUCUUCAGCACACUGGGCGGCAGAACCCUCGGCGAUCGAUCGUUGAGGGCACUCUCCUCGCUCAUGGCCUCGAAAGGCUAACCUCGAUUGCUAUGGCAGAUACCUCAUUUCCCGUCUCGAUUUGAGAAUCUCCAACAAACCGCCAAAAUGGUCCGCACUUCCGUUCUCCACGAUGCGCUCAACGCCAUCAACAACGCCGAGAAGGCCGGCAAGCGUCAGGUUAUGAUCCGACCCAGCUCAAAGGUCAUUAUCAAGUUCCUCCAGGUCAUGCAGCGCCACGGCUACAUUGGCGAGUUCGAGGAGGUCGACGACCACCGCUCCGGCAAGAUUGUCGUUCAGCUGAACGGCCGUCUCAACAAGACUGGUGUCAUCUCUCCCCGAUACAACGUCCGUCUCGCCGAUCUCGAGAAGUGGGUCGUCAAGCUACUGCCCGCCCGUCAGUUCGGCUAUGUCAUCCUGACCACCUCUGCCGGUAUCAUGGACCACGAGGAGGCCCGCCGCAAGCACGUUGCCGGCAAGAUCAUUGGUUUCUUCUACUAAACGGGACGGAUAUCAAAAGUUUUAAAAAAGAAAGCCUGGCAUUCUCGGCGUUAGGGGUGGAUUAUGAUGACAAUGACCGAUGCGAUUUUUACAGCCCUCGUGCUGGUCGCACACGCGAGCACUAGUAAUGGAACCUUGACGAGAUGUUCAGAGCCACA